CAGAUUUCGAGAGGUAAGUUCUCUGAGGUCCGUGUGGACAGAUGCGCACGUGUAACACUUGGACAACACAACACUCGUUCGCUGUGUUUGUCUUCAGCCUUCGUGGUGUUUGUACCCGCCUCGAGAUUCAGGACGAAGUGGUCAGGAAGGUGACUGUUUGUCGAGCCCUUGAAAGCUGAGAAGGUAGCCCAUGUGAUGGAUAGAUGGGCUCAUGUGAAAACAGUGUGACACACCAUUUGUGUGUGUGAUGGUUGGUUUAUGCCUCCCUCCCUCCCUCCCUCCAGCAGGAACUUGAGCAGGAAUUCGAAGGAAGGAUGCAUCGGUUCGCAGCCCUCUCACUGCGGCACACAGCCAUGGCGGCAAAGGUACACACACAUCGGCCUGGAUGGAUGGAUGGAUCAAUGAGUCACGCCUUACUCGGGAUCUGUUAUCUGCAGGUGUCGCCGGCGCGUUUCGUGUGCGUGGCCAAGGCGGGGCUGCAGGCCACAGGGAGCUCCUACACCGGUACACACAGCACCAAACACAGCAAAGGAGCACAGCAAGGCCAAGUAGGCAGUCGUAUAUAUGUGUGUGUAAGUAGGUGUCAGUGUGUCGUGUCGGAUGUUUGCGACUGCCGGGGCGCGGAUGAAGGCGGAGGACUGGUGCGGCAAGGUGGGCAGCUGACACACAGCACAUGAGGGAAUGGCACCUUCGCAUACACAUGAUAACACACGUGUGCGUGUCUAGAUCUUCGAUGCGAUUGACUUCAAUAAGGUACACACGGAUGGCAUGCAUUAAGGUUGGUUAUCAUUCGCACGUCGACACGUCUGCCUUUCAUUUGCCCGUCCAUCCUCAUUGAUUCACCCGUCCUUCCUAAGAACGGAUACCUGGACAAGGACGAGGUGAGUGAGCCAUUUCAGCUUGACGCAUGUGCGUGCCCCACUACACUCGCCGUGUGUGUGUGUGUGUUGCGUGUCUGUCUGUCAUCAAUCGCCAGGUCAAGAAGAUAGUGCUGUGUUUCGGGGAGAACCACGAGCAGGCCGAACUGAGAUGGGCCAAGUGAGUAGGGCGAGCAAGCAACGACGCCUAACACACACACACACACACACGCACCCACCCACCACAUGCAGGCUGCUGGAGCAUGUCGACACCAACAAGGACAGCAAGAUAUCCCGGUGAGUACGGACACAUAUUAGCAUAUGCGUGGCGCCCGAUCACUGUCUGUCUGUCUCUUUCCUGACGGGGGUGUGUGUAGUUCCGAGUACGUGUCGUACUGGAAGAACCAAACAAGUGACAAAGUCGAAAAGGACGGUACACAAGCACGCAGGCAAUCACGUGGACAGACUGGCUGGCACCUACAUGUCCGUGUGUGCGUGUGUGGGUGCAGGUGGCUACAGCAAGGACUACGAGGAGUAUCUCGCCAACUAUAUCGGUACGCACAAGCAUACCCACUGCCUGCCUCCAUUGGACCCUGCAUGUCUUGUGUUGUGUUGGGCUCUUGUUGGGCUCUGCGUGUGUGUGUGUGUGGUUUGGCGCAGACCUGCUCAAAAUCAAGGUGAGUCCGAGCUGACACGCUUCCCUCAUCACGACACCGUGACGCCGUCAACUUGUCUGUAUUAGCUGCGUAUGAACACACACACAUAUACCAUUUUUACCAAUGGUUGGUUGGUUGGCUGCUUGCAUGUGGCUGGUUGGUUGGUUGGCUGGAUAGAGCCAGCAGCACGAGCAGGAACUGGCAGACGAGAGAAGACAAGAUACCGACACUGACACGGCAGCUGUACGCAAGCUACAUCACACCACACCACACACACACAGCGGACAGACAGACAGACAGACAGACAGACAUCCCUGUGCGUGUAAUGUACUAAUGAUAGCCUAUUUGCAUGAGCGUGCUUCGAUACUUACACCGCCACCCUGCAAUCACGUGCUCUCUUGUCCCGUGUCUGUGUGUCUGUGUGUGUGCAGGCCAAGAGCGUUAUCGGCGGCAAGUGAUGAUGGACAGACCGGCACACACGGACGGCCGGGAGGGUG
Messenger RNA from Vitrella brassicaformis, 2010 nucleotides. The record is from the annotation of a GenBank genome assembly. NCBI's taxonomy places the organism in Eukaryota, Vitrellaceae.